GAUUUCUGCUGAAAUGUCAGGAGAUAACUCAGCUUCAUCGCUUUCUGUAUGUUUGCCUUCAUUGCCUCUGGAGAAACGACAAAUUGCGCUGCCAAGCAACGGGUCCAAAAAACCCGCAAUGCAUCACGACUGGGUUUCAAGCAUCAAUUUUCUAACAUACUGUGCUCCGAACUCAAAGCAAAUUGAAUUUAUGGCAGCGGAUCAGAUUGAAAAGCGACUAGACUGCAUGAUAAGCGACGUUGAGUCUAUUUUAAGGCUUCCUCAUCAUAAGUUUUGGUCUCAAGUUUACUUUGACGCGACUUUCAAAGCUUUUCUUAAAUCAUUUCUGACAAAUUUUCCCAAAUGUUGGGAUGAGGAUUCAGAAAGCAGUGAACAAAUUACUACCAAACAGAUGUCGCUGAAACAAAAAGUGUUUUUGGUUUGCGUUAGGUUGUCUACAUAUAAGGAAUCGAAUGAAGGUUUCAUGAGCCCUGAUUAUUUUGGACAAUUGCAUGUUCAAGCUGGCUGGUUUGCGCCAAAAGAAAUGGCCAAUUUUUGCAGUAUUUAUUACCAGCAAUCAGUUUUACUAUCAAAAAUAUGCGAAAGCAUAGUAACAAACAGCCGCGAAGAUUUCAAAUUGAAGUUUUGGAAUUAUUCUGCUGGAAUAAUUGGAGCGAUUCAGUCAAUCAAAAGAGCGUGUGGUUUGAACUUGCUUGACCCUAAUGACCUGUCAACUGAGUUUAACCCGGCAGCGGGGCUUGACCUUUACGCCCUUUUUCGCAUGGCUGAUCUAUCAUUAGAACUGACCUCUAACCUUUAUGCGUUUUCGGACACGGUCGAUUUGGUUCUUGAGUUAGUAGCGACUAAACACGAGAGUUGUAGUCUUUUGGACGAAUUGUUGAGUUUUGUCGAAAAUGUUGUGAAAUCUUUAAUGUGGACUGUUUUACAAAUCGAAGAUCAUCAAAUAAAAUCGACUUUGAUACAAAACUUGAAGCUAGCUGCAUCAAAUGUUAUUUCGAUUACAAAACUUGUGGUUGAAAAAUUUAGACUAGCAAAUUUGACUAUCGAAAACUUUCAAGAUACCAUUGAGUUUUUCGACACAUUAUUAGAUUUAGAAUGGACGCGAAGUUGUUUUGACAUUGACACAUUAAUUCAUGACAGUGUUGCACAGCUGACAAUUUUUUCGUCCAAGAAGGAAAAUAGAGACAAAGUUAGCAUGUCGAAUUUGAUUCAAUUACAGUCAAGGUUAAACGAAGAAAUACCCACGGAAAAAUUAUCCGCAACGAUAGCCCAAAAUAAGCAGCCUUCGACAUCGCAAAAUUUUGAUUCAAAUCAAAGCAGUGAAGCCUCAAAAUUGCUCGAAGCUUUGAAAAAAGUUAAGGAAAUCAUUACAGAUGUCGAUGAUAUUAUAAUUGAGUUCUACCUUGAAAAACGAAAUCUAUCUGUAGAUCUGACAAUCAACGAUUUGUUUGAAAAUAAUUGCGAAUUACCGGCUGGUGUUUCAAGGCGUUAUUUAGAAGCCCAGAAAAGUUCAACUAAUUCUAGCCUUAAAACUAUUUCUAAAAAAUCAGACGAGUUUUCAAGCGACAUGCAACACGACAUUGUUUCUAAGUACGGCUUCGUUGAAGAUUUUGAGUUUGAUUCAGUUCAAAAAAGCUCAAAUAAGCGUGAACAAAUUUCUCUUCACCAAAUCCGCGAAUCAGAAGAAGCGAAUGCUUUUGAAUACGAUGAUGAAUACGACGACACGUACGAUAACUCAAUGCCAGUUGCCGAUUCCUUUGACAAUAAAGAGUUUCAGUUCCAAGUUAAAAAUCCGAACUGGGGUUCCAGAAACUGGAUUACAGGCGGCGGGCCUCGAAAGGCUGCCUGGGAUUUUGAGGACGAUGAAGAUGAAGAAGAUGAGUUAAGCACCGGUCCUGAUAAAGAUGACAAUAACCAAAUUAAUCAUCAAAAUGCUCUGUCGGGUAAUUCUCGAAAUAGUUUUUCAAGAGGUGGUAAAGUGGGACCAGGUAGCAGGAAUAAUCUGCAACAAUCAGGGAAAGAUAAAGAUGUGCCAAAAGAAACCUUCGCAAGUCAGCCUAAAAGUAGAAAGAGUCAUCGACACACGGGUGGGAUCCUAGAUGAAGAGAUGGCCCGAACCGGUAACGAAGCCAAUUCGAGUUUGAAUCCGGAGAGUCAGAGCUUUGGAGGAGCUAGACCGAAACAGAAGUCGUAUCAGACGAAAGAUUAUCAGCAGAGAGAUGGAGCUUCGGGUAGUAGUAGCGGGGGAACAGGAGGUGCUCGGCGGGUGGACUCGGGGAAGUCGAGAGGAAACAGAAAUGGUACCUCUUAUGUCGAAUCAGGAAUGAACUUAAAUCCUCCUGGAUUCGAACCCUCGACUGAAGAUAGAGAAAACCGUAAUAUCGACCAGCCAGAAUUGUCGAAUAAUAUCAACCAGGAAAGGGAAGAAGCUCCACGCAAGCCGAUGGGAAGAGGGAGAGGAUACCCUAAAACGAAAGCGGAACAAUCUCAAGCGAAGACUCAUUAUAGAAAAGCAAUGGCCGCCAAAAAGAAUAACUUUAACGCGCCAGGAUUUUUUUGAAAAUGAAUUCUGAAAUCUUAGAAAUGUAAAUUAUUGAGAAAUUGAUAAUUAUAAGCUUUAUAUUUA
Messenger RNA from Symsagittifera roscoffensis, 2626 nucleotides. RefSeq names its product activating signal cointegrator 1 complex subunit 2-like. The coding region runs from base 14 to 2560 and encodes 848 amino acids. NCBI's taxonomy places the organism in Eukaryota, Metazoa, Xenacoelomorpha, Acoela, Convolutidae. The transcript is spliced from 2 exons. The record is from RefSeq and is a predicted model, not a curated record.